Messenger RNA from Balaenoptera acutorostrata (minke whale), 9237 nucleotides. RefSeq names its product golgi membrane protein 1 (gene GOLM1). NCBI's taxonomy places the organism in Eukaryota, Metazoa, Chordata, Mammalia, Artiodactyla, Balaenopteridae. Bases 313 to 1464 code for a protein of 383 amino acids. The transcript has 10 exons. The record is from RefSeq and is a predicted model, not a curated record. Gene Ontology annotation, cellular component: Golgi apparatus.
CUCCAGCCACAGUCGGCCGCGGGCCAGGGCGCGCGCACCGUGGGGCCGAGCGUCCGGGCGCGGCCACGGCCUCGCCUCCUCGCGCUCGCGAAGCCGCCUCCUCCCCGCGCCGCCGGCGCUGCCCGGAGGCGGGGACUCGCCGCUGCGGAGGCCGGAGACGCGGCGGCGCUGGAGGCUGCGCGGGGCGCGGAGCGGGCGGGAGCGCGAGGCCGGCGGCGGUAGGAGAGCGGCCCGGGCGGCCUGGGAGCCGGGCCUCGCAGCACCGAGCGGCCGCCUGAGCCGCUGCAGGAGAUUCUCAGCCUGGUCUUUGAGAUGAUGGGAUUGGGAAACGGGCGUCGGAGCAUGAAGUCACCGCCCCUCGUGCUGGCUGCCCUGGUGGCUUGUAUCAUUGUCCUGGGCUUCAACUACUGGAUUGCGAGCUCCCGGAGCGUGGAUCUCCAGACGCGCAUCGUGGAGCUGGAAGGCAGGGUCCGCAGGGCGGCAGCGGAGCGAGGGGCCGUGGAGAUGAAAAAGAACGAGUUCCAGGGGGAGCUGGAAAAGCAGCGGGAACAGCUGGACAAAAUUCAGUCCAGCCACAACUUUCAGAUGGAGAGCGUCAACAAGUUAUACCAGGAUGAAAAGGCAGUUUUAGUGAAUAACAUCACCACAAGCGAGAGGCUCAUCAGAACCUUGCAAGACCAGUUAAAGGCCCUGCAGAAGAAUUACGGCAGGCUGCAGCAGGAUGUCCUUCAGUUUCAGAAGAACCAGACCAACCUGGAGAGGAAGUUCUCCUACGACCUGAACCAGUGCAUCAGUCAGAUGAAAGAGGUGAAGGAGCAGUGUGAAGAACGAAUAGAAGAAGUCACCAAAAAGGGAAAUGAGGCUGUAGCUUCCAGAGACCUGAGUGAACAAAAGGACCAAAGCCAGCAGCUCCGAGCCCCCAGUGAGCCCCAGCCCAGGCCGCAGGAAGCAGGCCUGCCCCAGGCAGAGGUGCCACAAGCAAGAGGGAACAUGCCCAGCAACAGCGAGCCCCAGACACCAGUCCCCAGUUCCGAGGCGGCUUUGGAUUUGAAGAAACAAGGCAAGAAAGAGGGAACCAAGGAGAUGCAGGUCGUCAGCAAGGAGGAGCUUCAGAGGGACGGCCUGGGGCUGCCGAAGGAGCCAGGGCGAGAGCAGAAUGCGGAAGAAGACAGACGUGUGGGUGGAAAAGGCCAUGGAGAACCCGGAGAAGUGGGCCACACCCCACAGGUGCCAGCUGCCCUGUUGGCAAGCCAGGAGAAUCAGGAGAUGGAGGGCCCUGAGCGGGACCAGCUCGUCAUCCCCGACGGGCAAGAGGAGGAGCAGGAGGCCGACGAGGAAGGGAGAAACCAGCAAAAACUGGGAGCAGAUGAUGACUACAACAUGGAUGAAAAUGAGGCAGAAUCUGAAACAGACAAGCAGGCAGCCCUUGCGGGGAAUGACAGAAACGGAAAUGGUAUUUCAUGAGAAGAUCAACACCAGAAAUAGAACACAGGUUCUCCUUCAAGUACGGCAGCAGUAGGAUUCUACUGUGGAAGUAACUUCUGACGUGAAGGAGACCCACCACACUUACAGAGCUCCUUGUCCUCAGUUCCCUCUGGAGUCAUUCUCUUCUCCACAUGCUGUGCUGAGUGACGGGUACCAGCCCCUGGUAUUUCUCCUCAGUGGGCACUGAAUGAUUUUUGGUUUAUCCUCCUGUACCCACCUCUGGUUCUGACAAUCAGUGGCCUAGAGCACUGAGUGUUAACACAAACAUCACUAGCAACGGUGUUAAACAAGUCUAAACACAAAGGUGUUUUGUGCGAUAAUUUUUUAAAAGAUUACUUGUAUAAUAACCCUUGUCAUUAAUGUACAAAAUGCUUUUAAGUGACUUGUAAUUUGAAUACUUGUGAUCUAUACUUGCCUUGCUUAAUAUGUGUGGGCAAAGCAAAAUCUUGUGUAAUAGUCCUUAGACUUUUGUGGGUUAGACUUCUGACACAGCAGGGGCCAAAGCAGAGCUGACCCUGGCUGCCUGCGGCAGAACAGUGAGGGCAGCACAGUACUGUGGGGAGAACUGCCUACUUCGCUACUAGAAGAAAAGAAGAGAAAGCUGAUGUUGAAGGAUAUAUACAUCAUUACAAAUUUGGAAAGAUUAGAAAGUCAAGAGAAAUGCAAUAGUUGUUCGUGUCAGUUUACACAUUUAGCAUGUGGUAAAGGACUAUCACAAAACUGAUUUAAAAAUCAAGUUAAUCUGAAAACGACUAAUCAUAAUUUACAUUAAUAGUGACGUCAGGUUUGACUUGAGUUGGUUCUUAACAUUUUAAGGUAAAUAGCUUCUUGCCGGGCUUGUGAAUGACUGGCAAAGUCACACUAAUGACCUUUAGUGAGGCUCUCUAAAGGGUAGGUGGGUGGUGAUGCUUUAUUAAAAUACAUUUUGAGUCAUGGGAUUUGAGAUGCAGGGGCCUCAGGUCAUUAGACAUAACUAACUAACUCCCUUGUUUACAAAGAAGAAACUGGGGCCCGGAGGAGUUCUGAAGCUUCUCCAGGCCAGCAGCCCAUGAGCUGGAGUGCCUGCGUCACGGCCAGCUGUGGACUCCGGGUGCCACUGGCAGUCACUGAGGGCAGGACCUGGUUUGCAUUCAGGUUAAGAUCUCCAACUUGAAUGCUGUGUGAUAUUCUCCUACCUAAUCACUAAGAUUAAACUUUCUACCCAGAAAAGGCAACUGAAGAAGGGUAUGAAAGUAGCUUUAUAAGAUACUUAUCUAAGUCCUUGUCCAACCUCCCUCUGUGUCUUAGUCUUAGGGUUGAUAUUCUCUCUUGCUUAGCCUUUAUUCAUCUCAUGUUUAAUCAGUGUGCCUAGAGUUGCUGAGAAAUAAAAUACUGUUAGUUCAACUUUUAAAACUGCUUUCAGUUUUCCCUUCAUCCCCUGCUGGAUCCCUAAGGAAUCAGCUUGUAAACUGUGGAUUAAGCAUGGUGGUUUGCCUUAUUAAUUCAACCUUUUGUGGAAUGAGAUGUCAUUGUAAAUUUAAAAAAUCAUGAUUUCAUCUCCUGUACAGAGGCACCAAAAGGCCAUUUGUUCAGGAGGUGUGUACUUUAGCUAUUUCUUCAAGCAGUCAUGCUUUAUUACUGUUGACUUCCCUUGGGAUCACAGACACCUCUUCCAAGGAAUCAUCUAGAGGUGUCACGGUUAUUUAAAAAACAAACAAAACCUGUGUAAUAAGCAUCAAAUAGAUAUCAGACCCCCAACCUUGGUCUUUUGGGUUCAUCCAAAAUUAAACCAGCAAGGUAGUCCAAUUUUUAAUAGGUAUAAACUCUUUAUUUGAUUCACACCCUCCUCUAUACUGUCAGAUGGUGUGUAGACAGGAGUGAUGAUUCAUUUGAUCUUUUUUCCUGCAGGUAGGACUGCAGAUGAAAAUUUCCUAAGCAAUUUUGGACUGGAUUUCAUGAAUUAUCUAAUCACCACACAUAGUAUACCUUUGUGUGAUAGAAUUUGAGAAAUAAACCAUUAUCUGUUAAGUCAGUAUGCUGUCAUUAAAUAACUAGAUUGAUAACUAGCCUGAUAGUUUUAAUUGGUAAUAGGUGGCUAUCUAUUCAUAGUAGAACUUGGAAUGGUGUAAGAGAAUUGUGAUUUCAGGGUGCUUUAAGGUCCAGGGGGAAUUGGUCUAUUCCCACUAUGUAUUUUAGCCUAAAAGAUUAUUAUAAAUAAUAAAUAAUAGUUUAUAGGACACUCAACCAACUUCUAACACUUGUCUUUGAAAUAAGUUUGAAAAUAAAUAUAUACAUUUUAAAGUUUCCAUUAACUGUGGGUUAUAUUAACAUUUUUUCACAUAGUUAGCUUAGACUGAAAAUGUUCAUUAGUGUUAGAAAGUUGGGGAAAUGGCUUAUCUCGUGUAUUUAAAUGUUUGUAUGUUUGUUUGUGUACUAUUUCAGCUCAGAGGGCAACACUUUCUUAAAAAGUGUACUAACUAAGCCACUGUUCCGUAACAGCUGGUUUGUAAAGGAUUACGCAGAAGUAGUUAUCUUGCCAUGCACUUAAAAAACAAAAACAAAAAAAAACAAAGAAACAAAAAUACUAAACUAAAAUGCUUCUAUCCUUGUUGGUGCGCCUGUGAAACACAUCUCUGGGAAAGUUAGUUACAUGACUUGAAAUAUUCUCAUCUGUAAACUAUAUAUAAACUUAAGGUAACAUUUUUAUAAACCAGGACCCUAACCAAGACAAAUGCCUACUUCUUAUCCUUACUCCUUAGAAUAAAAUUAAAUGUUCUAGGGACUUCCCUGCUGGUCCAGUGGUUAAGACUUCGCCUUCCAAUUUAGGGGGUGCGGGUUCAAUCCCUGGUCGGGGAGCUAAGAUCCCACAUGCCUCGCAGCCAAAAAACGAAAACAUCAUAAAACAGAAGCAAUAUUGUAACAAAUUCAAUAAAGACUUUAAAAUUGGUCCACAUCAAAAAAAAAAAAUCUUAAAAAAAAAAUGUUCUAAAGUAGAAUAAAAAUCCUGAGUCAAGUGACAUAGGCUUACACUUCAUACCCCUACAGAGAUUCUAAUACUGUGGGAGUGCUUGGUAAAUAUUUGACUAUUUAAAGUCCAAGUAAAUGAUUGUGACUGAUCAGUGUUUUACCUUUUAGAACCUUUAUAAACAGAUUUAGAUGAACAAAUGCCUUUUUAGAAUGAAUGUUAAUAAACACAUGGGAAUUAGGAUAAAAACUCAAGGCUUAUUAAGAGGUAAGCCGGAGUCUUUGUGGAAGAGCUCCUGAUGUUAGAGCUUGCUUUUUACUAAUUUGUCUCUCUUAAAGCUGCAGUGAAAUGCAAUGGAACCUCCAGUAUAAUGUGACAUGUCUGCCUUUAUCCAGAAAUCAAACCUUCACCUGAAUAUUUUAACUCAGUCCAAAAAAAGCUGCUGCAUUAUCAACAUUUAACAUCUGAGCAUCAUUUAAAAGAGUAGUUCUGUGACCUUAACCAGCAGUCUACAACUGCCAGUUUUUUCCCUGUGAAGGGUAUCUUGGUAUAAUAACAUCCUUGCUCUCGUUUUUUGAGAUGGGUUCAUUCAGAAGUUAUUUGGGAAGUCAACAGAUAACACAUCUGUGGUCAAAACAAAGCACCACACUUUCCUUUAAACUUGGCUUAAUGUCUGAAUUCUAAACAGAAGGUUGCAGGUAUUUUAUCUUUAUCUUUGCAGUAGUUUAGAAAUUCAGGGUUUUACAUAACUUUAUGUGAUCCUGGAAAAGCUGAUGAUACAUUCUCUUUUUAAAUAGAAGGAAUAGAAGGCAAUGUUAGCAGAGGACUACAGAAAAAAGUCAUAGUGUAAGUGAAUGCAACUUCUUCACUUCACUGGAAGCAAACUGUUUAGGGGUAAAGCUGCCAGACUUCAACGUGCCACCUCCAAGUUCCUACUUCCAAAUUCCUCUGCACUCUUAGUGUCCUGUGUUCUCACCAUCAAGUGUCUCUGCUAUUAAAGGGAGCCCCGGAGGCCUUGUUUUACCUUCUCUAUUCAGUUUUCCAACAAAUUGCCUCCAGGAUGUCUUUUACAUUUUUAAAAGAUCCACAUCCCAUUAAUUGAGUGAGCAGGUUCUGGAACAAUGAAGGCCUUUUUCUCAAGUUUAUACUACAGCUGGGAAGACAGAAACAAUUAUUUAAAUUACAACUGAAAAUGCUAAGCACUUUCAAAGGGUUUGGCCUAAACCAGGAGAUGGAGACACCUUCUCUGAAGAUGUCACAUUUCAGCUGAAAGGAUAAAGGGAAGCUAUCUAAGAGAAGAGGCUUGCUGGUCAGAGGAAAAGCAACAGAGCUGCAGCUUGAGAAGCCAAGGGGAGAGGGCAGAAAUGGAGUGGCCAAAUUGGGCAUUGGUGGGUGACCAAGACUAUAUCAUUAACCAGAGAAUAGUGGAUCUUUCACGAUCAUACCAGCUCCUCCGAGAACAGGGCGGGGCAAGGAUGACUGUGGGGAAAUCAGUUCUUCGCAAUGAUUCUGUCUCCAUUACUUCAUCCCACGCACUCACACCUCAGCUUACUCUCCAGAUUCUGCCCCACCUCUUCAAGAAAGAUCUCCCUGCUGUCGCCAGCAACCUCUGUCAAAUCCAGUGGGCCCAUUUUGGUCCUUAGGCCUUUCAGUUAUCUGUGGCCCUGCAUUAUUUUCUGGCUAAAUCUCCUUUGCAGGCUUUUGCGUAGCUGGAGCAGAACUCCCUUAAACUUUGCUAAACAGGGUGCCCUUUGACCAAUAACUGAGGUAAUGUUUUAGAAAAGUCAAGAGUCUUAUGAAAAUAGUGACAUAAAAACUUUGCCGGAAGGUGGCAUGGCAUGAUUUUAAGGUGCUCACUCACGUUUCAUCUACCCGCUCCCCCCACCCCCGUUCCCUGGCCCACUCUUAGAACUUGGCGGUCCCAACUCUAUUCUUUGGGACCAAUCUCAGGCCCUUCUACAUGCUCCCUGAGCAAUUGCAACCCCCAGUCCAGGCUUUAGUUUACAUCUUUGCAGCCACUUCGUCCUCAGUUCAUGUCUACCCAAGAAUGCACCUUUCAGCUCCACACCAGACUACUUGCUGUCUUCACUAGGAUGUCUUUCAACGACAGCUCAACAGGGACUUCCCUGGAGGUCCAGUGGUUAGGACUCCACGCUUCCACUGCUGGGGCGCCUGGGUUUAACCCCUGGUUGGGGAAUUAAAAUAUCACAAGCCACGCGGCCAAAAAAAGAAAAAAAAAAAGACAUCUCAACAUCUAAAACAACCUUUAUCCCCAAACCUCGCCUCCUAUUUUGUCUAUGUGAGCACAUGGCACCACUCCAUCUAGUUACCAAAGCCAUAAAACCGGCGAAUCAUCACCCUUGAUUCCCACAAACUCACCCAAUCGUUACCAAGUCCUGUACCUCCUUUAUCUUUUGAUUCUAUUCACUUUCCUCUAUUCCCUCUGCCACUACCUUAAUUAAGACCAACCAUCAUUUCCUCUCACCUGAGGAGCUUCCCUGCCUGCAGCCUUGGCCCCUUUUGAACCAGCAGUCUUGAGCAAGCAGAUCUGAUUUGAUCCUGUUGUUUCCCCGAGUCAAACCUUUCAGUGGUAUCCACCAACAUCAGACAGUCAAAUUCGUUCACCUGGCUUCCCAGGUUCUGGAGGACUGGCCUCCCCUCACUUCUCAAGCUCAUCCCUCCAGCCCCCUUGUCCCGCUCUAUACUUUAGUCAAACUGCCACCUUCUCAUCUCAGGCUUGUGCACAUCUGUGUCCCUGUCUAGGACCCCUUUACCAGCUAAUAAUGCCUCUUUAUUAAUCUUUGGGACCCAGAUGAGAUGGAGACUUUCUCCAUAAAUCUUUUAUGUGAGGUGGUUCUCCUACACCAGCAUACUGCAUUUUCCCUAGGAUAAAGACCUGUCUGCUUUUCUGCAUUCUUAAGGUGGUUAGAUCUGUGAGGGGAGAGGUGGUCUUAUUUCCCCCAUCAUUUUUUUUAGCACCUGGAAUGGCAGAUAUUUUAAAAGUUCUAAAAAAUGUAACUUUCAGCUUUUCUGAUUAGAAACCUGCAGUUAAAACUUAGGAACACUCUUUGCUCUUAAGAAGACCCACUCCUGAAAAAACAGCCUUAGGUGCUCUCUAAUUAGGCAGAACACUUGCUCAGUAACUUUCAUUUACAUUAGCUGACCUAAUUAGACAUCAUUUAAAAAACGCCAGAGUGCUCUCUUAAUCCAACAGUCCCUGGUGGCCCUGACCCGCAUUCUUCUAGCUUGCCUCAGGUUCCUGGCGGUUUGCAAAAUCUUGCUGUUUUUUAUCCUCUGUGCAUUUAAUUUUGAUUCUUUCUUCUACUGCCUCUUUUCUACCAUUUCUGUCAUUUUUGUUUGAAGUGUUCAGAAAUUACCAGCCAGAAAGUGUUUCCUUCUCAAAAAACUAACCACAUAGCUAACAACAGGUAUAUUCUUUAUCUCUUCAUUGCUCAAGUUUCUACUGUACAGCCUACUUUAUUUUUAAAGACUUCUGGAUUCUGAGAUUUCAGGAUGCCUACUGGCUGUUCCUGGAUGACACAUGUGUCGCCAGUUUACUUCAAACAGCCACGAAGGAGGGAGUCAGGAAAGUUCUUACUCUAUAGCCGGCAAGAUUCGCUCAGGUUAGCUGCUUGCAAAUAUUUCCAGAAAUAAAGUUUCAAUAAUCACAUUUGCAAGAAAGGUGUCAAAUAAGAAUUAGGAUAUUUGAAACUUAGAAACCACAGAGCAAAUAUAAAAUGGGUGCUAGUCUUAAGCCAAGCCAAAAGUCAAUUUAAGUUAGGCGCAGGGUAGCUCAUUCUGCUAAUAGUAUUGCUUCCUGUGGAGGAGAAGGAAAGGCCCCCAGAGGCCGUGGCAGCUUGACACAGAACAGCAGAGCAGAGACAGGAAGAGGAACUGGCAGCAAAGGAAGAAGGGUGAAGCCACUGGCACUGGGCGUUUGUAGGUAUAGGUGAUUUAAGUCAAUUUUCAAAGCCAGAGGAUGCUGGAAAGACCCUGAUUGAAAAUGUCUGAUGGGUUAAACUGUGAAGUAGUAAAGAAAAAGGAACAUGCCGUGUUGAAACCUAACUCUAAAAAUGAACAAAUCUAUACAGUCUUAUCUUUUGAAUAACGUCACUAGCAAACAUGAUGUGUAAUCUUUUAAAAGUGCCAAAUGUAACAGUUAAAGGAUUUUAAAAAAAAAAUCUAUAUUCUGACAGGUAUAUAAUUUAAGAUACCAUGACACAUAAAAUCACAAUCCCCAUGUAAUUUAGUCUCCCUAUGUAGCUAGGAGGCCCCCCCAGAAUCCCUUUUAAAUGUAUUUUGCCCAAAUCCCAUGUGAGUGUUUAAAAAAUCCCUUAAUUUGAAACUUCUUUUGGAUAAUUUGUUUGAACCACUCAAACAUUAAGAGUAAUAAACACCUUCAAUUCUUAACAUGUAUCAACAAAGUGCUAUUGUUUUUCAUCUCCAGUAGUACAUUUUUUGUCAAGAAAUUUAUUAACCUUUACAAACACUAUUUUCACUCAAUCAUUCAUAAAAAAUGAUUUCUGAGUAAAUCUGUAAUAAAACCAUAUAACGUUCAUCAAUGCAUUCAAUAAGACCAGUUUCAUCCAUGGAACAUAAUAAACCACUUUAAAACAGCAGUUUUCAUUCACGUCAUGUAAGGCUGUCAAAUUAAAAGUAUUCCUUAUAAUGGGUUGUUACCCAAGCAAUCCAUCUCACUGCAUGUUAUGUGGUAAGACUGAUGGAUAGAUCCUCUAAGAGUAGAAUCUGAAAGUAGACUCCACCUCUUUGGUCACCUUUUCAGUCUCUCUUUCAAACAAGUUUCACAA